This is a messenger RNA of Castor canadensis (American beaver), 695 nucleotides long. NCBI's taxonomy places the organism in Eukaryota, Metazoa, Chordata, Mammalia, Rodentia, Castoridae. The record is from RefSeq and is a predicted model, not a curated record.
GCGCUACUGCAGUCUUCAGUUGAGCACCAAGUAGAAGCUAUAGAGAAACAGUACAUCUCUGCAAUUGAGAAGCAAGCACAUAAGUGUGAGGAGCUGCUAAAUGCUCAGCAUCAGAGGCUCCUUGAAAUGCUAGAUACAGAGAAGGAACUGUUAAGAGAGAAAAUAAAGGAAGCUUUGAUUCAGCAAUCUCAAGAACAGAAGGAAAUAUUGGAAAAAUGUUUGGAGGAAGAAAGGCAAAGAAAUAAAGAAGCAUUAGAAUCUGCUGCAAAGCUUGAGAAAGAAGCAAUGAAGGAUAUAGUUAUGAAAGCCGUAGAAAAAGAACGAAAAAAUUUGGAAAAGGUUCAUGCUGAAGAAAGGGAAUUAUGGAAGACAGAACAUGCAAAAGACCAAGAAAAAGUAUCUCAGGCAAUUCAAACAGCUAUACAAGAACAACGGAAAAUAAGUCAGGAAACUAUUAAGGCAGCAAUAAUAGAGGAGCAGAAGCGAAGUGAGAAGGCUGUGGAAGAGGCAGUGAAAAGAACAAGAGAUGAGCUGAUAGAGUAUGUCAAGGAACAGAAGAGGCUCGAUCAAGUCAUCCGCCAGAGAAGCCUGUCCAGUUUGGAGCUGUUCCUGUCCUGUGCACAGAAACAGUUAAGUGCUUUAAUAGCUACGGAACCAGUUGACAUUGAAUAAAGAGAACAGGACAAGCUAACCCA